This is a messenger RNA of Pelobates cultripes (western spadefoot toad), 23928 nucleotides long. The record is from the annotation of a GenBank genome assembly. NCBI's taxonomy places the organism in Eukaryota, Metazoa, Chordata, Amphibia, Anura, Pelobatidae.
AGAGAGUGCAGGGGAUGCAUGGGGGGUGGGAGAGGAAAUAGACAGAAGUUGACACCAAAGUGAUCUCUGGAAGAAGUAAAGCACAACUUAGCCAGGAGGAGAAGAGACAGUCUGCCAGCAGUGAGAGUGUUCAGCAAAGGGAGGGUAGAAAGAGACAUGCCCACAAAGUGCUGCUGAUCCCUGUCUCUUUCAGCUCAUACACAGCAGGUGAGUAGCCAUAACCCCCUCUAUCCCUCAAUAUAGUGUGGAUUUCUGUAAAAUGUCAUAUUUUUUCACCUAGCAGCAGCAUGUGUCCUCUGUGGAUGGCUGAGAGUGAUGGGAAUUGUAGUUAACCCCUUAAGGACACAUGACAUGUGUGACAUGUCAUGGUUACCUUUUAUUCCAGAAGUUUGGUCCUUAAGGGGUUAAAGAGGUAGUGGGGGUGUGUGGGGGCUGUAUGUUGCCCAAUAUGCCUAACAAUUGCCACUCCAGUUACUUUGCCCAUGAUGCUAAACUAUCCACAAAGUACACACUUGUUUUACUUUUGGUGGUCUUAAUUUUAUGCUGGGGUUCAGUAUGGCUGAACAUCGUGGAGAAUGUAUUUGCAAAUAUUGUGAUUACUAUAGCUACCUUAACCCCUUAAGGACACAUGACAUGUGUGACCUGUCAUGAUUCCCUUUUAUUCCAGAAAUUUGGUCCUUAAGGGGUUAAUGCCAGCUACUAUAUACACAUAUAUGUCUAACUGAACAAUACUUUCUAUGAGCAGGAGCCGUUUAAUUCCAAGUUGUCACCAGCCAAUAUAAAAAGUCAUGUCUGUCAUUGUAUAUAGCCGCAAAAUCUUGUAUAUUUGAUAAAUAAGUAAACCGCUUAAUGUAUUUAUUGAGUAUAAUUUAAACAGAAUGUUGCUUCAUAACAUUCGAGUUUUACUUAUUACAGCCACUGUUUUGUUCUAUCUAUGACUGGCCCAGCAUUAUAGGGGUUACAGUUAGUUCAUCAGGAGGUUGUUAAUCAUAAACAAAAAUUUUUUCGUAUAGGAUGGUGUAGUCCAGGGAUCAUGUCCUAAAAUAAUACAUGUGGGAACAAGACUGCAUUCCUUCUUAAUUCUUAGUCUCAUUCUUAAGGAGUCCAUUAACACUCUCAACCUUUCUCUUCCAUCCAUGCAUUGAUAUUAUGUUGAUAUUGUCAUUGCAGAAGAGGAACAUCUGCAUUAGCAACAAGUGAAUAGGGGGAUGGGCUGCAGCUGCCUCCAAGACCUCUGGUUUUGGUCAAACCACUCACAAACAGUAUGACCCAGAGCAGGGGUAUGGAGUCUGCAUCCUAAUAACACCGUAACCACUACACCAGAAGUGUUUCUAAUGUUUUUAGUUAAUGCUACUGCUUUAAAAUGGUCUGUCUGCCCACUGUAUGUACGUCCAAGUUUGUCCUUGUGGUGUGUGCGGCGUACACCCUACACACGCAUAAUAGUGAAAUUCUCUCUGUUCUCCUUGCGGAGAGCCAAUCCCUGGACUUGGAAUGUGCCUUAAAUGGUUCAACCAACACUAAACAGUGAAACAGGUUGUGUAUAAAUUAGUAGCAGCCCUGGUAUCACCAUCCUGUGAUGAUUGGAGCAGUUAUUUCGAAAUUACCUAUUUAUCCCACAGUCCUCUGCUAUACAGCCCAGGACUCAUACCGUAUUACUGUCCAUGGUUUGAGAGAGAAAUCAGAACUGGAUAUUCUGCUUUAUCUAAGUAACUACAGAAAUAUUGAGCUUUAUCUGCCCCUGUUUUCUGUCAAACCACUUGAAAAAAUGACUAAUAUGGCUCCCAAAACCAUAUCUCCAGAACCACUGUAAUUAGCUAUAGUGUUUAUGGCUGCUUACAAUGCCCCAGGCUAGGCACACCUAUUGCAAGUAUAGUAAGUGAGCAGUGUUUCCAUUGCACUCGUUCCCGAUGUAGCCAGUACCACUGUUUUGUCAUUGUUUUUUGUUUUGUUUUUGUACAUUUAUUAUUUUGUUAAUGUGUACAUAAAGACUGUUAAUGCUGUGCGCUAGGAUGGUAGUGCCAGUUACCGUAUACCUGUCCCCAGGUUAUUUACAGUCUGUUCAAACUUAUGACCUCAUCCGGUUACUACUGAAAAGGGAAAAAAAAAAAAAAAACGGUCGUAUUAAUGAGUAACUUCUUUCUCUUAACUCUAAAGAUUGUCAUUUAUUCAUGGAAAAAAAGUUCUCGACUUCCAUUUUACUCUCUCUCUCUCCCCCCGUUCCCCUAAAGGAUGGGGACAAUUGUCUAAGUCCUGAACCUAAACAAAACCUAGAAUUUGAGCUAUAUUUGCUCAACCAUAAUUUACCCUUCAUAUGAAGUGUAUCCCACAUUUAUUAUACAUCAUUUUUGUUCAGGAGCAACGGGGCUUUCAUUUCACUUCAAAUAUAUAGAUAUGAAAUAUAACUUCAUAUGAAUAAAAUAUAAAAAAGUUUGAGAAAUUAUGAAACUUUAUUUUCACCAAUAUUAACUUCAAACGUUUUACUGCUCUAAAAAAUGUGUGUGUGUGUGUGUGUGUGUGUGUGUGUUCAGCUAUGUCUCACAAAUACAAGUAGUACCUCCUAUGUACAGGGUUUAUGCGGUUUUGGAAGGUUAGAGGGUGAAAUGUAGGACUUGUCCAUUUCUGUCUUAAUACCUGGACCUUUUCUGGGCCUCUGUCACCUUUGAAAGAGUAUAGCAGUCUGAGUUAGGACGUGUUAUUACGCCCUAAUGACAUUAAAGCCCAUGCUGUUCAGGGCGUAAUGACUUGUCCUAAUGGGGACACUGAGUUAAUUUGAAAGGUGGUGAAAGGGAAUUACAGCAAUUAUUUAGUAUUUUUACAUUUAAUCGCUGUGUGACAGAAAUCCUUCUUGAAAGAAUCAAAGUUUUUGAUGUUAAUUUCAAGUCAUUGUGGAUUGCUGCCAGUGGAUGAACUUCAAAUAAGGGACGUUAUAGUGUUAGGAAUAGAAAUGUAAAUGGUGCCCUGGUGCUGGUCUCUGUGCUGGAUCCCUGCCAUAGGGAAGCAUUAGCCACGCUGUAUCAAUCAAACUCUCUUAAUGAAAGCCAUUUGAGCUAUAGCUGCGGGACAGCUUCUAUUGGCUGUAUUCUUGACAUUAUUGCUCUACCUUAUAUCCAGCAUAACAUAAUGUGCUAACAAUCAGAUACCACCUGUCUAGUAUUGUCUCGCUUGUAUUUUCUGUUGUAGAGUGCUGCAGAAUAUUCUGAAUCUUCGUAAAACUAAAUCUAAAACGUUAAAGACCUCUGACAGCAUUCGCUGUCCUAAACAGUGUAAGAUUUUGAGGAUCACAUUCCAAAAUGGAAUGUCAUACUUGUUUAAUUAUAAGCGAUGUUGACAGAAUGUGUAGGAGGGUUAAAUAUGUAUGUUUGAGAGAAUUCUAUGUUACUAGAGGAUUUAAAUGAAGGCAAUUCUUAAAGCACUCCAUUCAGUCCUGUUUAUCUUCAUUUUGAGCAAAUACAAUUGAUGAACAUAGACCUAAUUUUAAUGUUUUUUUUUGUUUUGUUUUGUUUUUUCUAUGUGUGGAUUGCCGAGAAUUCAAAGUGCGUUCGAAAUUAUGGGCCAAAAUAAACCUGCUGGAAACAUAGCUGUCUUGGGGGAUUUUCCAAUUUACCUGUUUUUGGCCUUAAAAUUAUAUUCACUUUGAAAGUCAGGGUAAUUCACACUUUAGUAAAUCGAGGAUGAAAUUCUAUUUCCAAAUGUUGUGUAGUGUAAUUAACUUGCUACCGCACACCAUUGGUAGAAAAUAAUUAAGUUCUUUAUGGGUUAUCUCUGCCUCUGUAGGCUCUUUUUAUAAAUUGCAAAUUUCAUAAGAAAUUGGCACUUUCAGUAACUCCUCCCUUUUUUAUUUUUCCUUAUCAAUGAAAGCUUCUGUCAAUUUAUUUGAAAUAUACUAUUUGUUUUUAAGUUUAACAGUACUGUGUGACAGCGUGUUACUGAUGAAUCUAUUUGUUGAAGCUAGGAUUUUCUAAAUAAAUUAGGAGUGCUUUUUGGGGUUAAAUGUAAAGAUACCAGUCAGAUAAGGCUGCAUAUAAACAUUCCGGUAAACAGUGAAGUAGAUCCAACCCUUUCUCGAUGCAUUUAGAAUGUCUGUCCAUUCUUAGAAAUGUUUUAUUGGAAAACAAAUAUGCAAAAUGUGUAUUUUGCAUGGAGCAUUUCCUGGAAUGAGGCUACUCAUAGUAAUUAAUGGAGUUUGUUGGUAGCAAUUAGUUAUGCGCAAGAACAUUGUGCCAUUUUAUUAAGCCUGAUUGUGACUUGUUAUGGCCAUGCUAUGAUUUGACGGUUUACCUAGGUAUUUUUUUUUUUUUUUUUUUAAUAGGAUAUGUCAAUUAUCUUUUAAAACGAUAUAAUUGGUUAGCCAAACCCUAAUACACCAGAGACAUAAAACUAGGGGUAAUUGAUGGAGGAAGGCAAUUCAGCAUCUUAUUAUAGUGUGUCUUUGUCAUCUUGUUUAGAAAGAUAAAAGUGUAGUCUUAGAUCUCCAUCCAUUUGUGCUUUUUGUAGUUUCACGUAAGUAUGAUAAUGGCCAAUUCUUUAAUAAGUGUAGAAUGCUCACGCCAGGAGUUGUCCAAAGAUGUGAUUCAGAUGUCAUGGCUUGAUCUCACAAAGAGCACUUUUGUACAUCUGACGCAAAAUAUAAUUAAAAGGAUCAUUAACUAUAAGCAAGGAGGAUAUAUUUUUAUAUAUUAUGACCUUUUUAUUGUAAUUGCUCUGAAAAUUCUGUUAUGAAGGGAUUAUAGAAAAAAAGAAAGCAAUGAUGGUAAUUGGGUUGUUUAAAAAAAACACUGUAGACCUAUCAAAUGUCAGUAACAGACGUAAAGGGUAGGAAAGUAAUACUCCAAAAAUUACAGAAGGCUUGUCUAUCAAGCUACAAUUCAAAAUUAAAACCUAAACAGUGCCAUGGUAUAUAAUAUAUAAACAUAGUCCCUCAUGAGGCUAGGCCAGAAAUCAAGUAGGAAGCAUUGUCUCCUAUAACUGGAACUGUUUGCUCAUUGUGUUAAAUACAUAGACCUCUUUGAAAAUUUCAGGUUUGUUCCUAUAUUCUUCAAAUAGUGGUCAAACUUUGCUUUGAAAUGUUCACGGUAUUCAGGUGUCCUAUUUUUAUGUAACAAUUUAUUAUGUUCUUUUUUUUUUCUUAUGAAUUUUUCUACUGUUGUAUGCAUCAUUGUAAUGAUGUUAUUCUUUUUAAUUUAGCAAUCACUCACAAAUGUCUGGCGGAGGCUCUUCAACAACAAGAUCUAAGGGCAGAAAUGCAAAUGGACGGGGAAAUGGGCGAGCAGCCCAUUAUGAUGAGGUACCUAUAGACUCACAUCUCCCACAGGAGAAUCUUCACAGCUUACAGGAGUGUGAGUUGGCUCUCAGUUCAGAUCCAUUACCUCCACCUCCUCUUCCUCUUGCUCCCCCUUUUGGCCCUGAGUUUUAUCCAAGUGAUAGUGAAGAUCCAGUGACUGCUCUUGAAUUUAGACCUGUAAGAAGAUUUAUUCCAAGUUCCUGGAAAAACUUUUUUAAAGGGAAAAAAGAAAAUCAAUGGGCAGAACCUGCAUCAGAACUUAACUACAUUUCAGGUGGAGCAGAAUGUUCACCACCACGAUCUCCAUCUCUGCCUGCCUCACAAACAUACGGCAGAGGCUCAGCAGCAGAUUCGAAAGCUGCAGGUAGUUCCUACAAAGACCCUUACGGAGGUUCAGGUGGAGGAAGCUACAACUCAAAGAGAGAAGGUGAAGCCAUACUUCCUCAUGACCCAUAUGAUUCUCUGGAGUGCCAGACCCACCAUACUGUGAAGACCUACAGUGAAAAAGUAGAAGAAUAUAACUUGAGAUAUUCCUACAUGAAAUCCUGGCCCGGCUUGCUUAGGAUCUUGGGCGUAGUGGAACUUUUGCUUGGAGCUGGUGUUUUUGCAUGUGUUACCGCAUAUAUCCACAAAGACAAUGAAUGGUAUAAUAUGUUUGGCUACUCUCAGCCAUAUGGCUACACUGCAAGUAUGCAAGGAGGAUACUAUUACAGUGGGCCAAAGACUCCUUUUAUUUUAGUGGUGGCUGGUGUGGCCUGGGUAGUGACAAUUAUUGUUCUUGUACUCGGUAUGUCCAUGUAUUACCGGACUAUCCUCCUAGAUUCCGGUUGGUGGCCCCUAACAGAGUUUGGAAUAAACAUUUGUCUUUUUAUUCUUUACAUGGCUGCAGCUAUUGUCUAUGUUAAUGACACUAACCGCGGGGGACUAUGCUAUUACCAGUUAUUCAAUACCCCUAUGAAUGCAUCAUUCUGCCGCGUGGAAGGAGGGCAGACUGCAGCUAUCAUAUUUCUGUUUGUCAUAAUGCUUGUUUAUCUCAUUGGUGGAGUAAUUUCUUUGAAGCUCUGGAGGCAUGAAGAGGCCAGAAAGAGACGAGAGUUCAUAGGGCAUGAGGUAAGACUGUAACGGUAUAAAAAUCUUUGUUGUAAUAUUUUCAUUAAAGUUGUUUUGUUUUUUUUAACAAAAAAGUCAUUAUGGCUUCUUUGUUGCAACUCGCAACAAAGAAGCCAUAAUGACUUUUUAAGUUUCUGAACAAAGGACAGAAAAAAACAAAACAAUUAAACAACGGACAAAACCUUUUUAAAAUGUAUGUAGCACUGUGUGUGCUUUAAAAUUUAUAUAUUGACAAAUGUAUAAAUGUAACGGAUAACGAAGAGGAUGAAACGAGUGACAAUUAUGCAAAAGCUGACCAAAAAGGAGAACAGCUCCUCACCAGGUACCGAUGUGGUCACCAUUUGGGACAUUUCCAAUGUGGUUGGGAUUGUAGCGGAGAGCUGGUAUUACACAGCCUAUCUCCACUUUGGAUCCCAGUAAGGCUCAGGAACAAGUAUAAUAAAUCCACAGAGUAAUAAUCCCAGCAGGCAAAAAGAGUCCAACAAUAUCCUAAUCGCAAUCCCAAUGACUGGACGACACACAGCAUCAGGAGCAGAACUAAAGAUUUAUUCACAGCAGUUCCUUAUAAAGGAUUCUCCCAUGCAAGGGAGGGAUUUACAGUCAUUAUAGCAGUAACCAAUAAUACAGAGGUUCCCUCCCCUACUUUCCCUCCCUUCAGUGUGACACUUAAUCCACUUAAUCCUGGUACCUUUUCCCCCUGUUUCUUGGAUGUACCCCAAAACCGUGGGGUACCAGGACUUAAGUGGCAUCCCCUGGUAGCCCUGGUCUGGGUGACCAACAUACUCAAAAUUCACCCAGAUCAGACUAGGGGUUCAGGAGUUAUAGGGAAUAAACGAUUUGACCGACCGCACACGACUAUGUAGCCGAAAGGAGUUCCAUGUAUUUUGGCCCUGCGGUCGGUCUGCGUUCGGGAGGUAAAACAGGUAGAAAUCCUUGCCAUCCAUAGAUAAUACCAGGUUCGCACGAACCCCCUUGUUUGGUAUAUGGAACUCACCGAACGAGGAGUCGAAUAGCCCCUCUGUUCGUGAGUUCUGGAGCUCUGGAGGACUCAGCGGUGUUCGCGCAAUUGAGUGUCCGAUUUGAGUUCCAGACACUCGACGACAAAACACCGCUGAGAGUUCGUGCGUAAGAUGCCCGCUGCCGCGUGUUAGUCUACCGAAUGGCGGCCACCCAGAUACAGCAAUACAACAUCAAUUAACUGCGGUUAGAGAGGGAAUAAGGGUUUAACUAGGGACACACUUCUUCUCUAAGGUGGUCUAUGCAUUCGGUAGUUUCCAUUCGUAUAAACUAUGAAGGAAACUACCGAACUAACAUACGAAUGUAUAUGCAAUUUUCAAUGUACAGGCAGUUUAAACAUGCGAACAGUCUUUUAAAAUAUAAUUCUGGCGGACAGUCACAUGCCAUCCGCUACAGGGAUCUUAUUAUUGAAGAAUUUCCACCUGUUUCCUGGCAUAUCGGUAUUGGUUUAACCUCAACGAAUUGUAUCCAGCACCUGUUAAUCUGCCCCUGUUCUUACUCUUUAGUUUGAGGCUUGAAUCAGUAAGCCUUGGACAGUGACACCGUCGAUUGGUUUAGAACAGGGGUGCCCAAAAGGGUAGCUCCCCAGAUGUUGUAGUACUACAACUUCCAAGAUGCUUUUAGAAUUCCUUUAGAAUGACAAAGCACCAUGGAAACUGUAUUUUUAAAACAUAUGGGAAUCUACAUUUUAGGCACCCCUGUUUUAGAGCAUCAAAACCUCUCAGUCAAUCAGUAGCUUCCAUUCACAAAAUGACUUGAGUAAAAUAUGUACUUUUUCUCAAGCUGUUUUGUGAAUGGAGAGCUACUGAUUGACUGAGAGCGUUAGCAGACUCUCUAAAUUAAAUGAAUCAGUGGUGCCCCAUCCAAGGCUUUCUGAAUCAAGAAUAGGGAAAAAACGCAAAGGAGAGGGCCAGAUGUAACUUGCGCUAGAUACAACACUUUGGGGCUAAACUGUUAGAUAACUGUUUAACCACUAAAGGUAAGCAGAUGCCAGGGACUUCCUGGCACCAUAACUACUUAUUUUUUUCCAUUUUGGAGUUAUGGUGCCCGGAAGUUCCCUUGACGGUUUCUUUCUGCCUUAUUCCUUCAUGCAGAACUUCAGUCAGUAAGAAACUGUUUUUUUUUUUGUUUUUGUUUUUUUUUUUGGCACAAUACUGAACAUGGCUGUUAUUGUUUAUUCAUUAGCAUACCAUUCACAGAUUAGCUGAAUUGUUAUAUGCAACUUGGUUAACUGAAGGACUCAGUGAUGUCAAAUUAAUCUCAAUAUAAUCCCAGAGAGUUAUAGAAUAUUAUGUGUUCACUACCUUGAAAUAUUCCACCUACGAACAUAUAACACUAAAAAGGAGAUUUAUCAAAGCAGAGCAAGUUCUAUUCUAUGGCAGAGCUCUAAAUGCUUUGAGAUAUUCUAUUGGUUUCCAUGGUGAUUGGUCCUAAUUUAGCAUGUUGCCCCAGAAUAACAGAUUUUCUUGCCUUAAAAAAUCCUCAUCUCCAUUAUUCCUUUCAUACAAUACAUAUACAUUGUCCCAGUGGAUUUACAUGUAGAUAACUGCAUUUUCCAAUUGACUUCUUUUCGGGCCAUGAUUUUAGUUGUUUAUUGUUGUUAAGUGUAUUUUGUGUGUGUGUGGUUUUUUUUGUUUUUGUUUUUUUGUUUUUUAAUUCGUUUUUCUUUGUUUAUCACAAAAACAGGUUAUUUUUUUUGUUUUUUUUUUACAUAGUGGGUGCCCUUAUAAAAAUGUGAUAUUUCACUGGCUCCCAAAAGAAAAAUAAGCAAGGUGAUCUGUAUGUUGCCUAAAAUGUAAAUGCAUUAAUCUUCUUCUGAUAAAAAGCACAUCCUAAUUUUAAGGUUUAUACACACAGGAUGUUAAUGCUCUUUUCAUUAUGGCUACAUGUGACUUGGAUGAUUGCUUGACAAAUCUGUUUUUUAUUUGAUAGAUGAAUUCUCAGAAUAAUCCUCAGAGCUAUCCACCAAAAGUCACGGUAAGUAACAUAUUUUUAUCGCAGCAUUAUUUUAUUGUUGUAUUGUAUCUGAUCUGAUACUCAUUAAAGAGAUGAGUAGGCACCAUAGAUCAAUUGCGCUGCCCCCGGCAUAGUAAUUGUUAAAAUGCCUUGUACUUGCCAGAAUCUAGCGCUAAUGCACAUGAGCAGCAAAUGCUGCAAGCUGAUUAGGCCUUCCCCAUAGGAAUGUACUACUGCAAUGCUUUCUUAGUGGGAAUUGACUGAUGCUGUACAUGACCAAAAGUCACCUAACCAUUAGGAAGUGCCUGUUGUGGCUGUCUGACAGCCACAAGAGGCAGUCUUAUCCCUGCAAGAAACUGCAAUAAUUACCAUUGCAGGGUUAAAGAGACAGAGACAAUGCACCCCACUGCCAAUCUAGUACACUGAUGCCCAACUGCACAAACCAACUACAUGUCACAUAUAUAUAUAUAUAUGCUCCCUAACAAAAGAUCACAUCAACAUCAAAAUCACCCUUCGACCAUAAUUGUUGUGCAGUGUUGCAUUCAUUCACCUAUUCUGUGUAACAAAUUAAAACAAAGUGGAUACUUGGUCUCAUAUAGGAAGCUUGUCUCCUGAAUCUGAAUUCCAUCCAGUGACUUAUGAUCCCAUUGUAUUUUGUGCGAUAUUUAUCAUAGAAAAGCAGAGUGGGAUAGAGGAUUUGUAAACCAUAGUACUUCACAGCUACCACCCUAGGUGGCAUGUGUAAUUACAAUCUUUUUAAUGAAAAACAAGCUGUAAAAAAAAUAAUUGGAUAACCAUUGUAGUAACAGUUUCAUAUUCUGCACCAGCGUUGUCUUAAAUCCAAGAAAAGCACAUUACCAGUGAUUCUGUUUUUUUUAAAUGCAGUUGGAUAUUUUAGACAUGUUAGAUUGAAGCAUGAUAUUUGGGGAUCGAAGGAUAGAUCUUGCACAAUUUUUUGAAUACAGUACAAAAAAAUAUAGUAUAAAAAAAUUAUACAUAUAAAAAAGAAAUGUUCUUAAAGGACCACUAUAGUGCCAGUAAAACAUACUCGUUUUCCUGGCACUAUAGUGCCCUGAGGGUGCCCCCACCCUCAGGGUCCCCCACCCGCCCGGCUCUGGAAAGGGGAAAGGGGUAAAACUUACCAUUUUCCAGCGCUGGGCGGGGAGCUCUCCUCCUCCGAUCCUCCUCCUGGGCUGAAUGCGCACGCGCGGCAAGAGCUGCGCGCGCAUUCAGCCAGUCGCAUAGGAAAGCAUUAUCAAUGCUUUCCUAUGGACGCUUGCGUGCUCUCACUGUGAAAAUCACAGUGAGAAGCACGCAAGCGGCUGUCAAUGAGACCGCCGCUAGAGGGAAUGGGGGGAAGGCUUAACCCAUUCAUAAACAUAGCAGUUUCUCUGAAACUGCUAUGUUUAUAAAAAAAUGGGUUAACCCUAGCUGGACCUGGCACCCAGACCACCUCAUUAAGCUGAAGUGGUCUGGUUGCCUAGAGUGGUCCUUUAAUUGUUUAAAGUAAUAAAUAAACUAUGAAUUGGCAGGACUUGUUAGAUUUGGGAAAAUAAAGACCGCUAGUGUGACAGAACCAUCUGUCUGCUUGGAUUUUUACUACGUUCGUCUGUUUGUCCCCCGUUCGUAUGAAUGGCUGGUUUCUAUAGCCCAGCCAUUCGAAUGACUCUUCUUCCCGAACAAACCUGCCGAACGAACGGCCACCCAAGUGAGGAGUGUGCUGCUGGUUAACGAAGUGAUCCCAAUUAGAACGUUGUGGUUAACCGCAGACACUUCUCAAUUAAACCGAAUUCAGGGUGGUCGCCGUUCGUAUGUCGACCACGAGGCAGCGGCCAUUUUAAAUCAAGCGAACGCCCAGCGGUGUUUGGCUCUAUUUCUAUGGAACUGAAAACUGACACUUUUUCUGCCGAACACCGCUGAAACAACGGAACGCCUGGCUGCCUCCACGAAAGCAUGCGAACACCGGCCGUUCGGGAGAUUGAGAGCAUACGAAAAGACUUAACCCAGAUAGCCUUCCCAUGGAGUCAUUCGUAUACCGAAAGACUGUAAGAACUUUGACUCCAUGGCGAUUGAACUAUGUGUGUGGGAUCUGAGCGCUAUUCGCUAAUAAUAUGCACUCAGAUCCAGGCUAUCUGGGGACAUGUAAUACGAAUGGGAAAUGUUCAGUUUUUAUGUAGUUAUAUAUUUUUAUGUCUUUUAUUAUUUUAUGUCUAAGAUGGCGACUGGCUUUGUCCUGGAGUUAAUUGAGUUACUUGGUAAUUAACUCCAGGGCAGAGGGGAGGGAAUCAUAAUGCACUGUGGGUAAAAUCUGUGACUGUGUGUCUGGGAUGUCCCCAGAUCUGUCUGUAAUUUAAGUCCCCCAUUUGGUCCCCUAGGGGAGUGUCCACCAAGUGGGAGACCUGCAUAAAUACGGGCAGGUAGCCCACAGUAAAGCCAGAUUCUGUUUGACUCUCAAUGCGGAGCUUCUGUCUCGUUAUUGGGGGGGCUUUCUUCUUCACGUUUAGAGACUGCUGGAUGGAACGAAAGCCGCUUGGGGAAUAUUGCUGUUCGACGGUUACCAGCAGUUCGUGUAUUGCCGUUCGGGAGUUUGGAGCCGUUCACUGAUCUCGAUCGAACACAUUUCUAUGAUGGCCAGUAUUAGGCUUUCAGCCUGUGUGAUCGGACCAUAUAGACUAGCCUUCACUCCCCACAUACGUCAGUGAGCCUUGGGCACCCAUGACCCUGACGCCGGCUCCGCCCAUGCAUCAGUGAGCCUUGGGCACCCAUGACCCUGACGCCGGCUCCGCCCAUGCAUCAGUGAGCCUUGGGCACCCAUGACCCUGACGCCGGCUCCGCACAUGCAUCAGUGAGCCUUGGGCACCCGUGACCCUGACGCCGGCUCCGCACAUGCAUUAGUGAGCCUUGGGCACCCAUGACCCUGAUGCCCCACAAACGUCAGUGAGCCUUGGGCGCCCUUUGAUCUCCUUUGUUGACCUCAGCAUGGUCCUCCUCAUGGACAGAGCCAGUGCUCCAGGCACAGACAAUGGCCCACUGAGCCCCUAUUUGUCCCAGGCUCCAGGCGGCUGCCUUUACAACGUUGAAUCAAGUAUGUAUAUAUCCCUAUCUCCUUAAAAUAAUAUUUAAAUAAACAAAGAGGGCGCUGCUCAAACGUGUUUACAAUCUAGGACAUCUGUCUCUAUUCCCAAACUAGUAGUUGUCAGAGCAUCCAUGACUAUAUUGAACCUCAGCAGUAACCAUUCUAAUACAGGCAGCUAGCUCCGCUUUCUAACUAUUGUUUUGGAAUGGGAUUGCCUGGUAACAAUGUUUGAGAAUGGAAAAGAUUAAAAAAUAGUGUUAGUCUAUUCAUUACUUAUCCUGUUUCAUAACUAAAGUCUGGAAUGGGUCAUUGUGGGUGAAAAUGUACAGAAUUUUACAAAAAAAUUAACUAAAAUCUCUCUUUCGUCCUGCAUGUGGUGCAUCGUUCUUGUUUAUGUACUGGUAGAUUUUGUUUGUUUUUGCUUUUAUUGCUUGUGAUAUUUUCUUUUUAAGUCGCGGUUUACACCAGCAGAGUAAUCAGCAGAUUCCAGCUGUGACUUGCUCCGUGGAAUGGGAAACAUACCAGUACUAACUUGUCAUUAUAUGUGGCCCUUAGCUAUUUUUUAAACUUAUUUCAGCAUUUGUUGCUUUUACAUCUCAGUGUAGAAUAAUAAUAUAAUAAUUGCUUUUUAUAUGGCCUAGUUAUAUAAAGGAGACUUUAAUAAAACAAGUAUAAUUAAUUUUACAGCAAAAAUCUAUUCCAUGCCAAUCAGUGGUUCUGUACCCCCCCUUUUUUUUUUAACUGGAAUCCACAUUACAUUAACAUGAUGACUCCUGCUUAAAGGGACACUAUAUUCACCAGAACAACUUCAGCUUAUUGUAUUUGUUCAGGUGAGUAUAAUCAUUCCCUUCAAACUUUUUGCAGUACAUACUGUCUUAUCAGAGAAAAUGCAAUGUUUACAUUACAGCCUAGGGAUACCUCCACUGGUCACUCCUCAGAUGGCUAGUAGAGGUGCUGCCUAGUAUGCAUCACAUCAGGGAAAAAAUAAAAUCAACUCACUGACUUAUUUUGUGAAGGUUGUGUAAAUAAAUUUUAUAGAACAAUUAUGAAAUGCUUGGAGUAGACUCUUCUCGCUGUCCAGCGUGGUCUCCAUAACAUUGAAGGAGGUGCUGCUGUUCACGGAGGAUUUGAUUUUAAUUUCAUAGAUGUGUCUGAUUAGGCUGUAAAAUAUUUCAGAGAGUCAAAUACAAUUUGGGGCAGUAUAGAGUGAUGCUAGAUAUUAAAGGGGAGGAAGCUGUUUUAGAGAAAAAAAAACAACCUAAUGAGUGAUCCAUGCUAAAUCAUCUAUUGGAGUUUACUAAAGGGUCUGUGUUAAUGUGUAUAAUACUAAUUCAUUUAUAUGUGCUUUCCAAUGUAGUUAAUAGCUGUGAACUGUUUAGGGUUGAAAAGUGUUGCUUUCCUUUUAGAUCAGUGGAAAUGCCUGGGCAGUUUUAUUUAUUUUCUGUUAGUUAUAUAUUUUAUCGACUCCCUGCUAUUGACAUCGAUGGUAUUUUUUUUUUUUUUUUUUUAAUUCAGGUACGUUUACUGUAUACCUGUUAUUGUUGCAGUGUUGAUGUAUCUGACUACAUCUUCUCGAUUCAGAUCAAUUUUGGACAUCCGCUUUGUAAAUGAUAUUUUAGGCUUUUUAUUAUUUUCUCCGUGCCUGCUUUGAUCCUAGAAAUAAGAAUAUAGAGAUGUCAAUGAGGGGGUUACUGAGAAAUGUGACACAGUGCUAUUUUUAAGCAAAUUUCCAAUUUUGGUGUUUUAAAGGGACACUAUAGUCACCAGUGCAACUUCAUGUAUUCCUGACCCUAUAGUGUUAACACCACCAUUUAGCCCCCCUCGGCCCCUCAUGCCUCCAUAAAUAUAGUAACAAUCUUACUGUAUUCAAGCCAGAAGCUGUAAAUCUGCAUGUUGGUUGCCUAAAACACAACAGUCUGCUGACAUCAUCAGAAGUGGUGGCCUGAUCCAAUCACAAUGCUUCCCCAUAGGAUUGGCUGAGACUGACAAGGAGGCAGAUCAGGGGCAGAGCCAGCAUGAUUCAAACACAGCCAAUCAGCAUCUCCUCAUAGAGAUGAAUGGAAUCAAUGAAUCUCUAUGAGGAAAGUUCAGUUUCUGCAUGCAGAGGGAGGAGACACAGAGCUGCCCUGUGCUCUGCUGAUAGCAGAUCUGAGUGGAUUGAGGAGUUUUAUGACUCCAUCAACUCGGAAGUCCCUCUGGUUCACUGUGAGUGACUGCAACUGGAGGUGUUCCUAGCUUUAAAUGUAAACACUGUAUUUUCUCAAAAAAUACAGUGUUUACAUGAAAAAAGGCUGCAGGGAGCUACAGUUCUCACCUGAACAACCUCAUUAAGCUGAAGUUGUUCAGGUGACUAUAGUGUCCCUUUAAGGUCACUGUGUUAAAGAAUCUGGCCACGUGUAGCAUUGGAAUGACAUUUUAGUAAUUAAAUAAACCAAUACAGUUGCCAUUCAUUGUAAGGAAUCCAGUCAUCAUCGUUCUGGUAUGUACUAAUCUAUCUGCUCCAUUUAUGUAUCUGUAUAAUGAAAGGAGUAAUGCUUUGCAUAUUUCUGUAAUUACAUAGAGAAGAAGCAUUAAGAUAAAAAUCAUUGAUCAUAAUGAUCAUGGUCAUUAAAUGUAGACUAUAGUGCCAGGAAAACAUUAGGAAUUCACCAUAGGAAAGCAUUAUACAAUGCUUUUCUAUGGGGUUUUGGGUGAAAUCGGAUGUCCUCACGCUACGCAAAGUCGCUGAAAUGCAGAACUUGGUACCUGGCCCCCCUCUUGCCGGAGAUUGAAGGUGAUUUUCUUCCCCUUGUCUUCCACACCGCAUAUUGCGGCGGCUGGAGAUUAUGCGUUUUUAUGAUCUCAUCCAAUCCAGUGCCUUCCCAUAGUGAAACCAGCAUCUCCUCAUACAGAUGCAUUGAAUCACACUAAGACAGGAAGCACUUUGUGGCCGUCUGAGGGAUUGCCACUAGAGGUUUUAUUAGUCAGCAAGGCUUUUCUUUAAAUGCUAACACUGCAGUGACAGGCUAUAGACACCAGAACUACAUUAGGCUGUAUUGGCUCUGGUUACUUUAGUGUUCCUUUAACGGUAAUAAAGCAACUUUUUUUUAAUAAUUCUUUAUUUUUGUUGUGCAUUGAAAAUACAUAUACGCUCAUUUGCCACCGCCGCAAUAGUAAGCACAGUGGUGUACAAGCAAAAAAAAAUGUGUGACAUUCAGAUAAUCUGCACAAAAAUAAAGCAAUUUUUAAUGAAUCCUCACCCCCCACAGCCUUCUCUAUACAUUAGCUUUUCUUAAUUAGCUCCCAUAAAACCAUAAAGGUGUUAUAGUAUCAAGAUGGGAAAUAAUUUAAGGUGUUUCUACCUUAAGGCUGCAAGCAUACUUUCUUUUAGAUCAGAAACUGACCGUAGAUGUUCUAACAUACUGUAAUCACAAUUUAAAGAAACAGAUAAUGAAGAGGUAGGAAAAUGUAAUACUCUAAUAGUCAGGAAAUGUUCCUGGUUAACAGCCAAAAAAGGAACAUGUGUUCAUAUUAUAGAUAUUACAGUAAAGUGUAUUCUAGCAAAUUGCAUAUAUUCAUUAUAUUGCAUAUAUAAAUUUUUAUCUCCGACUCCUUACCACAGUUGUUGGUUAGAUAAGGAUCAGGUAUUUAGUAUCUAUUUUGCAUUUUUAUUAUGUCUAAGAAAAACCGUAAUAAUAUAGCUAGUAACAGGAAAAAUGUCAAAGUAUUGCCCAAAGAUCAAUGGCUCCAUUAUAUCCAGGACAUUUUUCCUCUGUUAGCUGAACUGUUCUAACAACGUCCUCCAGGGGGUACAAAUUGCCCUGUCUGUAACCAGUUUCUGGAAUAUAGUAAUGUAAUAAUAUAGUAAUGUAAAUGUCUUUAUUUUUUUAUUUCCCCAGCGCGAUGUUGCCUUAGGUUAUGACCACCCACAGAAUGUUCCUGACCAACAAAGAAAAUUAAAAGUGCUUGAGGUGAAACCGGAACUUCUUAAUGGAUACAUUCCUGCUGGUCAUAUACCAAAGCCUAUUGUAAUGCCUGACUACGUGGCGUGAGUAUCAUUUUAAUUUCAGUUGUUAAAGUUAAUCGGUUCCCUCUUCCAUUGCUUUUGACAGUCAUGAAUAAUAUCACCUACCAUCAGACAUAUGACUGUAACAAUGUACCUGUUGACUGGCGGAAGCUUAACGUUAUUGUAGGAUUAUCCAAGGAUAAAUCUGACUGCCAUUCUGGGGUCAAGAAGGAAUUUUUUUCCUAGCUUGUUGCAAAAUUGUGCUUCAAACUGGGUUUUUUUUGCCGCCUUUUGGAUCAACAGCAAAAAACAAAUGUGAGGAAGGCUGAACUUGAUGUGCACAAGUCUCUUUUCAGCUAUUUAACUAUGUAGAUCAUUUCCAUGUUGCUUUGCCAUCCUUAAGUGUUCUAUCUUUAUGGCCAACCUGGGUGUUGAAGUAUUUUAAAAGAAAGAAAGAAAAUUCACAGUGUCUUUCCUGCUGACAUUGAUGCUGUACACAGACAAAGCUGAAUUGGGAACAUGCACCUGGAACAUUCAUUUCUAAGUAGUGGUGCUGCCGUAAGGAUCAGAAUAUAUACAAAAUAAUUAUUAUUGAACAGACAAACUAAAAUCAGUGCCUAAGCAUAGGUAAGAAGGUGUCAGUGUCCUUACUGAAAUAUGGCGGCUGUUUUUUGUGUCUCAGGAGUGCGGCCUACUUACUUAGUUUGACCCUCUUUUCAGCUGAUGAACCAUAUAGCAUUCAUAAAACUUUGAGCUCUCGCAUCAGUUUGGUAAUUCUUUGGUUUCCUAAACUUUUCCCUCACUAUUCUCGAUACCCUAACUUACUUAAAAAAACCUGGUCAUGCAGAGUUAUUUAUUAAAGUGUGAAUUGUUGAGAAUCCAAAGUAAAUUUUCAAAUUUAGGUCAAGGUAGCAACACUGAAGUCAUAACUAGCUUGGGCGAUUUUCCAAUUUGUAUUAAUUUUUGGCCUGAAAGUUUAGAAUUUUGCGUUUGUUCCCUACAAUUUACUCAUUAUCGAAUGACCUGUUGGAGUUAAUUGUCCCCCAACUGCUUUGUUAUAAUGCCAGCAUGCUAAUAUUGGAGACCUAUGCUCCAAUUCUGAUUAACGUAAAAGGAAAUACAACCUUUAUACUAUGUAACUGUUUGCUUAUACAUGGUGCUAAUGACUUCUCUCCUUGUGAUUCAUGACUCCUAUUUAUGAUCAAAGGACGUUAAUGGAUUAUAUUAUAAUUUAAGUGCCAACAUAUUGCACAAUGCAGCACAUAUUGAUUAAGGAUUCAUUAAACUAUUCUAUUGUUUAGUUUAACAUUCUAGCAAAAUGCUGUUUUAUUUAUAGUCAUUAAAAAGAAUGGAUGUCAGAUCAGUGUGUGUAAUGAACAUUCACUCGAGAGGGACUGAUGAGGGAUAGUUAAGACAUUAUGGACCUCAUUUACUUCAGGUCCACUCUUGGCCAUAAAACAUUUUUCUCCUCCCCUGCCCCCUUUCUUGAGCUCUUCAUUUAAUUUAUUUGGUUUGUUUUUUUGGUGUUCUUCUAUGUUGCUUAUGGUACUCUUUUGCCCUCUGCCCAUUUUGUUGUCCACUCUGUGUUUAAAUCCCUAAUCCCUCUUGUGGUUCCUCUAGCCCUUACUGUAUUAACAGUCCCAAACACAGUGCUAACUAUGUACACAUCGAUAAUUGGCAGAAUUUCUAUUCCAAUUGAACUGAAAUUUACAGAGACUGACAUACACCCACAGUGACCAUCAUUAAGUGUAUUCUCUAAUUUCGUUUUCUCGAUGCAGAAAAUACCAGGCAAUCCGAUCUGAUGACGAACGUGAUCGGUAUAAAGCUGUGUUCAAUGAUCAGUUCUCAGAAUACAAGGAGCUUUCUGCUGAGGUGCAAGCGGUCUUAAAAAAGUUCAGUGAUCUUGAUGCGGUGAUGAAUAAACUUCCCAGAAAUCCAGAAAAUCAGCAUGUAAGUGUUCAUUUCUUAAUGUUCCUGGUAUAUCGGGCCACCAGGAUUUAUCAAUAUUCUUAAUUCUUCACGAUUAAUUGUUUAGAAUGUAUUUAGCACUUCUUAUACAGUGCUCUUACAGAAUGUAGUCGUCACAGGUAAGGUUGCAGACAUAUGGAUAUAUAAUGAGACAUACUGUAUCUAGAGGUGGAGGAGAUAAUCUUGUUCAUGGGCUUUCAAAGCAGAGCUGUCAGUUCCUAAUUCCUUUUCCUAGUGAACACGAUUUAAUUGUUUAGGAAGAAAAAUACAAAUCUGAAACAGAAAUGCAUACUUACCUCCACAGUAUUUCUGCAUACAGGGCAAGUAAGCCGCCUAUCACAACUUUACUAUAGAUUAUACAGCCGUAGCCACACCUCCCCUGGCUGUGACUAAAAUAGCCUUCAUAUAAAAAAGUUUUUUUUUUAAUUUUCAAAAAGAUCUUAAUUGAACUUUGAAAGGACACUAUAGUCACCAGAACAACUACAGCUUCAUUUAUCAUUCCUGUCACACAUUUUAAUGCAAACACUGAGAAAAGGCAGUGCUAACAUUGGCCCCUAGGGACACCUCCAGUGGCCACUCUUCAGGUGUUCAGCGGAGACUCUGAAGUUUCCUCAUAGAGAUGCAUUGAUUCAAUGCAGCUCUAUACGGAGGUCCUGAUUGUCCAAGCCGGCAUUUGGCCUCACCCCCAUCCCGCCUCCUUGUCGAUUUCAGCCAAUCCAAAGCAUUGGAUUGGCUAAAAAAUAAAUUUUGAUGUCAGCAAGGAGGUGGAUCGUGGGUGGAGCUGGUGCCAGCAGAUCUGCGCGGCGCUGGAAAUAAGGUACGUCUUCCUAUGGAAAUAAGAUACGUCUUUAAAGGGGUGAAGGGGGGCGGGGGGCAAGUCACCUAAUCUUUGUGUUCUUGACCCUAUAGUGCUCCUUUAAAGGGACACUGUGUACACUAUAACCAUUCAAUCUAAUUGGAUUUGUUGUAGUUCCUACGUAAAUGGUUUAACAUUUAAAAUAUAAAAAAAAAACAUUGAGAAUUAAAAAAGAAAAAAAAUCAGAACCUUUUAAAAAAAAAAAAAAAGAAAGAAAAAGAAAAAAAAAAUAUUAAGUUUACUAUUUGGAAGUGACAACACAUAUUUCCAUAUAAAUGGCCAAGAUGGCAGCUUGUAAGGAUUUCACCAAACAUGAGCAUCUGGGAGACGAAAAUCUCCCUGGUCCCUCGCUAAUGUGAAACCUGAGAGGUUUCCUACUAAAUUCCAUGCCUGCUUUCAUGAGUUCCCCAAUUCCUGCAAUUUUCAUUCAGUGAUCUCCUGGAUAGUGUCCUCGUGGAACUUUGUGUACAUUUGGCUUAGGUUUGCUUUGGGAUGUUUAACGGUUACUGAAGUUUUUAACGUUUUAUGCAAAGUGACCUCUUUUUCCCCUGAAAUCAUAAACACUUCUUUGAAUCCUUUCUUCCUCAGGAAUAUGAGAGAAUUUCAAAAGUUCUUCAGGAGUAUCAGAAGAAAAAGAAUGUAAGUAUAAUUUGUUUCCUGUAACGCCUUUGAGCUGCUAAUCACAUUCCUGUCCCCUCUGCAGGGGGUCAUUUUGUUUUUGUCUUGGACACAGGAUUUUAUUGAACUCUACACACACACACACACAGCUGCCUGAGAGAGUGGGGAGGGACAUGGGCAGUAGUUUCAAGAAAAUGGAAAAUAGAUGUAACCUGUUUGGAACUCUGGAUGUUAUUACUAGGUGCAAAUUAUUUAAAUUCUGGGAUGUGAUGUAUUUUAUUUAAUUCAUCCUUAUUUCUUAAAAUCACCCAUGGAUCAUGCUUGAUCCCCACGUCAAAUAAAAAAAAAAAAAAAAAACUUUUGCAGGCCACAUGUUUGUUAAAAAUGACAUUGAUGAAACUGUUAAAAUGUUCUAGCUAGUGAGUUGCAGACGUUUAGCACUGGAUUAUCCCUUGAGCUAUACGUUUUAGUUAAUUUUUAUUCUUCAUUUUAAAGACCGCAUUGUGGCACAUCAUGUAACUUUUCUAAUGAAACUGUACAGAAUCCUGUGAAAAGGGUGCAAUGUGUCAGUUUAGCUCAAAUCAGUAAGAAUGUAAUGGGGGAGAGGAAUUCCUGCAGAAUACUGGAACAGUGACAACCACAUAGUGGCCAAAUCUUCAGAAGGAAUAGGGAGGGGUUUGUGGAUUAACCAGAGCUGUGAGUUCAUCCAUCAAGAGGUUAGAAGUAAUUCUUAAUUGAACUUUUAAAAUAAUGGGGGCGGGUGGGAUCUGAUCUGUACUCCAAAUGUCACCAAGUGCAGGUAGGGUAAGAAUAAACGUUUGGUCAUGUUUAUAGGAUGUUAUACAUAACUGUAUAUGGCCUUAGUGAGGUGUCAGUUCAAGGCAGGCCCAUCACAUAUGAACAUAAUUUUUCUUUUGACCACAACCAGAACUGUUGGGAUUUUUCCCAUAUGAAAGCCAUGUAGUGAGUGGCAUACCACUGCAUUAGCUUUUUGUAGUGUUACUAUUAUUUUAUAUAGGUCUAUCAUUCUAUAGUACUGUGCACUGAACCUGUUAGGCAGGCAGUAACCAGGUGUGAUUGCUAUGCUCAAACACACUUACAGUCUAAAGAGACUUCAUGACAUCUACAUGGAUGUCAACCUCACCUGUCCCUGCUUUAUUUAUUUUCUUUCUCUCAAAUGUAACAUUUUUAUAAAUGAUAAAAAUAGAAAAUACAAUUUCCAGGCAGAAUUCCGUCAUCCAUCCUUUCAAACAGUAAAAAAAUAUUUUUAAUUUCUAAAUGUAUCCAAACAUUAUCUUUGGAAUGAUUCUCUAGCAUCAGCCAAAUCAUUCGAUUUAAAAAAGAAAAGUGAAUUCUAAACUUUCACUGCCCUUCCUGUAAAGAUUACAGCAUUAUUUGUUUCACUUGAAACCUCCCUUUUUUUUUUGUUCCCAAGCGAAAAGACAUUACCUUUGUUACUGUUAAACCCCCCUGGGACAGAGACGCCCAGGUUACCUCCUUCUAUGAACGGUGACUAUAUUUAAAUGCAGUAAUAGUAUUCCUUGGAAAGUACUUUAUUUCAAACGUAAACAGCUGUGCUGCCGGUCUGUGGAUCCUGCAAAGGCUAUGUAGUUACACACACAAAACAUUUAAAAAGUAUCAAUUGCCUGUGUUUUUUGUUUAUUGCAUUAUACCCCUUGUAACGCAGUUUAGUUAUUUCACUACAAAAUGAAUCCUGUGAGUUCCAUUUCAUAUCUGGUGACGUCUGGCUAAAAGUACUUGUGGCAUCUUCUUAUAACAAGAAAUCUCAUUGCUUCAUAUCCUAUUAAUAUGAGACUAUCAGAAUGUGACCUACAAACUGAGUCAGAGAUCGCUGUUCCCUCCCUGUAGAUACGGCUGGAUGUUUCUACCUUCAGCCAGUUCCUAACUGUGCAUGCACAUAUCUCUACACAGCAUUUGUUAUUGACCUUGACCUAUUUAUUGUAUAUAUCUAUCAUUUUGUCAAUUACCAUUAUCAGCUAUGCAGAAUGUCAUUCUACAAAUAUUUUUUUUCCUUACCAAUCAAUUCAGUUUUGUAUAACAGAGCAUUAUAGACCGACGCUACAAUAGUUUUAAUUAGCUCUCCAAUUAAUUGCUGGAGAUCCAUAUACAUACAUUUCUUUAGGAUUAUGCUCCUCUGCUAGGCUCUCCUCCUUCAUUUUAAAGGGACACUCUAAGCACGAUAACCACUACAGAGGCUAUAGCGUGUACGGUGCCAGGCAAUGGUGGCUGGUGAAGUUUACAUAUGAUGGAGCGCUAGACUGGACCCUUGGAAUUUUACUCCGUUCCCUGAUGUCCAAUGUAAAUGUAAAAAAAUCCUGUUGGAGCAGCCUAAUCUUGUCCAAGAGAAUAGGGCAUUUUUUCCUUUCAAAAAUACCCGAAAAUUCCGACAUCGUCUCAGUAGUAUCUCCAGCCAUCAAUACGUAUAUGGGAAGGAAACUUUAGACUGAAUCAUGACAGACGUAAAAUGUUUUUGUUUUGUUUAAUCAGUAAAAACAGGGGAGAUGUGGUCCUGGGGGCGCUGCCAUUACUGGUGCUUGGAGUUCCCUGGUGCCAUGCUAUGUAUUAAGUCACAUUGUUUAGCUAUUUCAGUCCUCUUAACAUACAGAGCAAAAGCCUUCCGCAUUAAAUGCCUUUAAAACUGUUUGACUCUUCAUUUAGGGAUUGCCCCAAAGAAAUUCUAACACCUUAAUCACUACGGUAUGCUGCAGUGGUUAUGGUGCUUGAGUGCCCUUUUAAAAAGUUAAACUGCGCAACCCUCUCCAGCGUUCACUAGCUCCUUUUGAGGUUAUCUUCUAAACCAGGAUUUAUGGAGAAUUGGCAAGAGAAAUACACAUUUUUAGACCAAAACAGCCAAGUUUUAAAAAGUUUCCAAUUAUGCUAUAUUGGCAUAAAAAGUGCAGUUCCCCUUUAAGUUCUCCACACUCCCCAGUAUGUGAAUAACCUUGAUAAAGAAUCCCUGCAUGAAAAGCCAUAAUAAGAUGUACUGAGUCAUGUUCCAAAUGCUACCUAUGUCUACGUGUGGAAUGGUAUAAAACAUUUUUUUUUAUUUGAAUGGCGCUAAUUGUCCGCCCAUUGCCCAUCUUGCCAGCCAGUAGCUCUCUCAGCAAUGCCAUCUACAUUUUUAUCGAAGCACUGCUUUCUGAGGUGUAUAUUGAAGUAUUUGUGAUAUGUUGUGAAGGCUUUUACGUCUUAUUUUAUAGGACCCUACAUUUUUGGAGAAGAAGGAGCGUUGUGAUUACCUGAAGAACAAACUUUCACAUAUUAAACAAAGGAUUCAGGAAUAUGACAAAGUCAUAAAUUGGGACAAUGGAUAUAACUAGCUUCCUAUGAAGAGACCGUAUAUGCCUUGGGUGUAAAUAAAAUGCUGACCUACAUAAUUUUACCAUAAUUUGGAAGCUUUACAGUAUAUUAAUAUUGAGAUUUUUGUUUUCCUCCUCAAUAAAUAUUUUUUUUACCGCUGUCCUUCAUGUAUAAGAAUUGGAAUAUAUGACCUUUAUUAGCUGAAACGAGUAUACGUAAUCCAUUGUGAACAGAUGCCUGGACUAUGAUGCUCAAUACCUGUAUUCUCAAAACUAUCUCAUGUACAGAUACUAUUAUAAUUUCACUUUUUUUUUUUGUUUAAAAGCUAGCAAUGUCUAAAUAGGUGAAACUGUGACCAUUGAAUAUAUAUAAUGGCUUCUCUGUUUGCCUCAUCAUCCACUGCUGUCUAGGAUUUGGGUGUGAUGGGAGUUUGUCCAUCAGCAUCUGAAGAACCACAGCUUUUUUCAUUCAUGGUCCCCAGGAGUGUGAAAACAGUGUACAAUCUGUAAAUACCAUUUUAUAACAUAACUGUGUAAAACCUAGUGCAAUCUAUAAAUGUGACACCAAGUAAAGUACACUAAUUCUUAAAAAUAAAAUGUCUUUUAAAGUGAAGAUCUAUUUUUUCCCUUCCCCAGGCUCUACUGAAUAUCCCAGCUUUAGUCUCUAUACAGUAUUUCAUUCUCUGGCUGCUUCUCCAUUGAAUGGACAAUCAACUAAUCAGUCAAAUAAAUCCUUCUUGC